This is a messenger RNA of Coffea eugenioides, 2736 nucleotides long. Its product is annotated as O-fucosyltransferase 16. The coding region runs from base 150 to 1898 and encodes 582 amino acids. Lineage: Eukaryota; Viridiplantae; Streptophyta; Magnoliopsida; Gentianales; Rubiaceae. The transcript is spliced from 10 exons. The record is from RefSeq and is a predicted model, not a curated record.
CCCGCUAAACCCCUUCCCCCGCCCCGUUCUACUGCUCCUACUAGCCUGCUUACUACUACUCGUUUUACGCAGAAAGAAGAAAUAAAACGCCUAGGUCACUGUGUUAAGAACGUCGGAGGGUGGGCGGCUCAGCUCCGCAACCGCCCCCCAUGGCCUUCCAGCGACGGCGGCUUCAGUACCAGUACAAAAAUCGUGGCCGGCUCUUAAUCCCCGCCAUUUCCGUCAUCUCCGCUGCUCUUCUUGUCUUAUUCGUUUUGAUCUCGCUACUCGCCCCUUCCCCGACUGAUGGAAAUGGUCCCCUCCGCCUGCCCCGCCACCAUUCUUCGACGGAGACUAGGAAUAAGGAUAGAACUAAGGACGAAGGGAAGGGAGUUCCGAAAUUUCGUGUGCCGCCCGGUCGAGGAGCCUAUCAUCGUGAUCUUUGGACUUCGACAAAUGCCAAAUUCUAUCAUGGUUGUAGUGAUGCCAGCAGCAAAUUUCCAAAAGCAGAAGCUAUCACGCGUCCCAACCGCUAUUUGUUGGUUGCAACCAGUGGGGGUCUUAAUCAACAGAGAACUGGGAUAACUGAUGCUGUUGUUGCUGCUCGUAUUUUGAAUGCCACCCUUGUUGUUCCAAAGCUAGAUAAGAAAUCCUUUUGGAAGGAUUCGAGUAACUUUUCAGAGAUAUUUAAUGUUGAUUGGUUUAUAUCAUAUCUAGCAAAAGAUGUUAGAAUUAUUAAAGAGCUUCCAUUAAGGAGAGGACACCAAUGGAUUCCACACAGCAUGCGAGUCCCAAGAAAGUGCAAUGAAAGAUGUUAUAUUACUCGUGUCUUACCUGUUCUUUCAAAAAAGCAGGCUAUUCAGCUAAACAAGUUUGACUAUAGACUUUCAAAUCGGCUGGAAACAGAUUUUCAAAAGCUUAGAUGUAGAGUCAAUUAUCAUGCUCUGAGGUUCACCAACCCCAUAAUUACCAUGGGUGAGAAAUUGGUUCAAAGAAUGCGGAUGAGGAGCAAGCACUUUAUCGCCCUUCAUCUAAGGUUUGAACCCGAUAUGCUUGCAUUCUCGGGAUGUUAUUAUGGUGGGGGAGAGAAGGAGAGGACGGAGCUUGGUAAAAUACGGAAGAGGUGGAAGACCUUACAUACUAGCAACCCAGAUAAAGUAAGGAGGCAAGGAAGGUGUCCCCUUACUCCUGAAGAAGUAGGCUUGAUGCUGAAAGCACUUGGAUAUGGUAGUGAUGUUCACAUCUACGUGGCAUCAGGUGAAGUAUAUGGGGGUGAAGAGACAUUGGCUCCACUGAAGGCACUCUUCCCAAAUUUCCAUUCAAAAGACAGUCUCGCUAGCAAGGAAGAGUUGGAAUCAUUUUCUGCAUUUUCUUCUCGCAUGGCUGCAUUAGAUUUCAUUGUUUGUGAUGAAAGUGAUGUAUUUGUUACCAAUAAUAAUGGUAACAUGGCAAAAAUUUUAGCGGGACGAAGGAGGUAUUUUGGACAUAAACCUACCAUUCGCCCAAAUGCCAAGAAAUUGUAUAGGCUGUUCUUGGACCGAGACAACAUGACUUGGGAAGAAUUUGAAUCAAAAGUUCGCAAGUUUCAGCGAGGUUUCAUUGGGGAGCCCAAAGAGGUGAGACCAGGAAGGGGUGAAUUUCAUGAAAACCCCGCUUCCUGUAUAUGUGAAGAUUCAGAUGCAAAAGCAAAGGUGGAUUCGCUUUCAAGAAAAUUUGGCAAGGAAAAUGGUGUAAGAAAGGAAGAUGUUGAUUCUGCAGCUGAUGAUGAAAAUAUGGAUGAUGAACCGGAAGUUUCUGAUGGCGAUGGUGAUGAGGAUCCAGAUGACCUUCCUACAAAUAUUUUGCUAAAUGGGACGGCUUCAGAUUAUGAGGCGUCUCUCUUGGACAACCCUGAGCUGGAUGAGUUGCUUUCCGAUUGAAUGAAAUCUUUGACCUUCCUGGAGAAGUUCUUUUCUUUGGCUAAUCUAUUGUCUGACACUCUUUUCAGUCUUUCUACAAUGGCUUCGACAAAGGUGCAGCUCUAAGCCCAUCCGCGUGAACUAUGCAGAUGAUUUGAUGUAUAUUAUGGCCCUUUUGAUGGAGUGAGAUGGAGCAAGAUUUCACCAGUAAAGCUGAUUGCAUCAUUAUGGUUAAUCGAGUUUCAACCUGUAAGGGCUCCGUGGGAGAUGAAAAUCGUACUCCGGGCUUGGAAUGGGUGGCAUUGCUUUCACAAGAAACUUGGGGCUUUUAACUAAUUGUAUGAACAAAGGCAGAGUUAGGUCUGCGUGAAUGCAGGUAAGCAUAUUUUAGGACAGAUUGGAACUAGAUAAGUCCAGUUGACGCAAAUCAUGCGGUCAAGGAAUGAAAAUGGCUGGGUAACUUGCUACUGACAAGUAGGCGAGUGGUUGAAUCUUAUAUGUGGAGAUGAGCAUGCUGCAAAGUAUAUUAGGAAGCAAACGACGAUGAAAAUUUCAUUGCAAAGAUGUUUAUGAAUGUCGUCAGGCUCUCUCUGCAAUUAGCACAGCAAGGGGCCCGGAGGCAUAAUUAGACGUACCAAGAGAAUUGAAUUUGCCUUUUUUUAUUUUUUUUAUUUUUGGGGGGUUCAUUUUUCCCUUCUGGAUGGAUCCUUGGAUCUGGAAGCCUUAAUUUGUACUGAUUCACUAGUAAUGUGCAUCAAAAGUAGGCAAGUGUAGAUUAAAUUUUGAGGGAUCAUAUAUUAAUUAUCAUUCUCUUCUUGUGGUUAUGGGGAAUUGCGACAUAGAAGUGCUACGCAACCAA